CGGCAUGGGAUGGUUGGAUUUUUAAUGUUUUCACUCUCUGUUUAUGGAUUGUUCGUGUUUAAAGGUGAUACAUAUAUGGACUUUAAGGCUUGAUUCGUGUCAUGCCGUGCGUGCAAAUGGUAAUGACAAAUCGACAACGAUGUUGCGAGAAAAAAAGAAAAGUAUGAAUACCACCUGUGAACAUGAAAGUAUAACGAUCAUUACCGUUGAACUUUUAAAACGUUCAAAAAUAUACUUGGACGAUGAGUCACGCAGGUGGUCAAUAAAGUGAUAUUAAUGCAUCAAGAACGGAAAUUUUACGUUAAAAGAAAGCAAGAUUAGUUUACGUACAGCGGAAUUGAUAAACGGCGUUCAAAUCAUGGCAGGUAAUGUUUCGAGCAUUGACGCUAUACGUAAGGAGCUGAAUGACGAAAAGGCGACCACACUCAUACCUGCCAUGGUAGUCUGCGGUAUUCUGAUGGUGCUUGGGACAGUGGGUAACGUCAUGGUCGUUUACUUCUACGCGUGGCGCACUAAAACGACGACAGCGUCGAUUUUGAUUACGUGUUUAUCGGCGUUCGAUCUGAUAGCGUGUAUUUUUGGCAUACCGAUAGAGAUCAGCGACAUGCGACUGUUUUAUCUGUUUGAAAACGUUCCCGCCUGUCGCCUUUUGGUGUUCGUGAAUCAUUUUGCCGUGAUCGCCUCUGCAUUUACGCUGUGCUUUAUCGCCAUGGACCGAUACAAACGCAUCUGCAAGCCGUUCGAAAGGCAACUAUCAGAGCGGUCCGCAAGAAUUAUUUGCGGCGUAAACGCUUUACUUGGCGUUGCGAUAGGUUGGCCAUCAAUUGCACUGUAUACGGUGGAGGAAGUUCCAAUCAACACCACCUACCGGGGGCAGCCCAUCCAGAUAACCGGAUAUGACUGCACUUCAGUGAAAGCGGAAGCUUAUCAAUCGUACGUAUGGGCGUAUAGUGUUAUACAGUGCGUUGGUUUCAUAAGUGUUACGUUAGCGUUGGUCAUUUGUUACCUGCUCGUAGGAAGACAGCUUUACAAACACAAACAGUUUCGAUUUUACGUCGCGCAGAAUGGUUUACGUCGAACGGCAAGUGGUAAUGUCACGACGGUCACCAUGACGACGUCAACUGCGGAGAACGAGUCGUCUGAUCUGGGAAUCACUCCUUUACCGAUCACGUCUAUACCAGAAGAGAACGAGGAGGAUUUCGAAGUGGUUGAGUACGACGGACCGGACGAUGAUCCACCACCAAUGCCGGAAUCAAUUCCAGACCUGCGAGAGCUUUUGGAGCUUGACGCGAAAGGUUUACCCGACGUGGAUAACGACCGCCCACCGUCAGCUCUGCGGGGACUUUUUGGGAAUGGCGGCAGACCUCUGUCGGGCAGACCACUGUCGCAGUGCAGUCGCCCGAACUCCAUUCUCACGGACGCCAGCGGGCGGUCCAAGGGCAGCAUUAUGACGGUUCGGAGCGUGGUCAUAUGCGACGCUAGUGAGAACCAAGUGUUCAGCAUUGAACCGCGCGAUAAGAGUACGCAACCAUCUCGACGGCCGUGGAGCGCGCGGAGCGACUCAACUUGGUCGAACAGCAUCACGCGCCCGGAGAGCGCUUGCAGUACCGAUACAUUCGCACGGCCAGAUAGCGGCUGCUCUAUUCGUAGUAUUAUUGACGAGACGACCAAUAAGAGUGAUGUGAGGAAUAAGUUCCUUUCAAAGAUCGUCGACAGUGAAUCGUCAGUGAAUUUGAAACACACGCGAAGCGAAGGAAACGUUGACCACAGACGUUUGCGCCGAAGCAAUAGCGGCAAAAGCGACUCAAAACAAGGGCCAACAUCAACUUCCGGAAUCCGUAGGACCGCCAGUGAAGGAAGUAGCGGAUUUAAACGAACCGGAAGUGACAGGAAUUCGUUUACUCGAAAAGUAUUGCGCCGUACCGGAAGUACCGAAAGCAACAAACUUAACACAGAUACGGAUAAUCUGAAGGAUAUGCGAAUGAAAUUGUUGGACAUAAACACAAUAAAAUAUACGGUUGUUAUGAUAGUUAUCGCUUCUGUAUUCAUCGUCUCAUGUGUACCUUUCCUUGUUUUAGCAAUAUGGCGGGCUUAUUCGGACGAAAAUCUGGUUUAUGAAUUUUCCGACGCCGCUUUAGUGUGGUUUCAAAUUGGCCUUCGCUCUUAUUUUUUAAAUUGUGCUAUUAAUCCUUUCAUUUACGGAUUUUUUAAUUCUCAAUUUAGAGACUAUUUUUACAACAAGUUUUGUUGUUGUUGUAAGGAAAAGGAAUCGUCCAGUGACCAGGAAGACUCAAGAAGCCCACGUGGUCAAAACGAAUCUAAGAAGACUUCUAGCGAGUCGGAUGAAUGAACCUGAUUUUCGUUCACAUUUAGAAACUUUACCGCGGAAUCUACUUCAUUCUGAAAGUGUUUUCUGUUAAAUUUGUAUAUAGUACUGUUUAACCCAUUUAUGCCUAGCGCCUAGAAAAAAAAGCAUUGGCAAACAGCGUUGACCCAGAUGAGACGCCGCAUGAUGCGGCGUCUCAUCAGGGUCUGCGCUGUUUGCCGAAAGGAAUUUCUGUAAGAAAUAUUCUAAAUAUAGAAAUAAAUAUACUUGACAUCCCUUAUUUUGGAAAUAAAUUGAUCCAAUUUUGAAGGCUUAAAUGGGUUAAUCUUGUUUUGCAUUUAGAAGUAUUGUGUACUAUGCAUACCUAUCAUUAUAUUGUUUCAUCGUAUGGUAAUAUACAGCUAUUACGUAUUUAUUCAAUAUUUAACUGAAUGUUAAACAUGUUAAUUAUUUAUAUUUUAUUGACUAUGUUCAUUGUAUGUUUAUUUUUAUUUUCAUACAAAUGUAUAAAUUAUAGCCUGCUAGCAAACUCACGUUUAAGAAAAAGGUAUUAAACUAUCGGGUAUCGAUCUACUCAUAAAAACACAUAAGCGAUUUUUCGGUAGUAAAAUUCCAUGUAAUGAAUUAAAGGGGCGUUUUCACAGAUUUUGGCAUGCAUUGAAGCCUGUCAUUAAAUGCUUUAUAUUUAUAAAUUAAAACCUUGGAACUAAAAAUCUCCAGUAAAACAAAGAAUACAAUUUAAAAAAAAAGAAAAAAAAGUAACCCGCAACUGGGCUCGAACCACUGACCCAUGGAGUCCUGGAGAAAAAAAUCUCCCGCUUAGACCACUCGACCAUCUGUGCUCAUGCUAUGAGCGGAUGUAUUUUUUCGGCGUGCUGUAUUAAGCCAGCUUUUCACCUGACCUGACCUUUGUAAGUGUCCAAUAAUAUUCAAAUAAAAUUUCCCGCGGCUAGGUACGAAUGAAUACACUUCAUUUAUUCCAUUGGCUGAUUUGAGUGUAACACCAAAACAUUGGAAACAUAUUCGCGUGUUUGUAACACUGUGAUACUGCAUGAAACAAUUUUAUCUCUAAUGAAAAGGCUCAAUAGAUAGAACAGUUUUACAAUAAAUUCUCGACAUAAAUACAGUUUGUGCGUGCACCUUUUAUUUUCAGAGAAUUACCAGCGCAAAAGCGUUUAUACUAAAGGCUAUGUUCUCAUAUUUAGUACUUGCUUCCAUAUUCAUGUCAACAUGUUAACAUGUAAAAGUAUAAAGAGCAGUGGAAGCGAGGCCUCACUUUAAUGCAUUGCAUUUCAACCCGCGAUGUUUCGGGUCAAUUCGCGGCAAGUGUGUGAAAGUCAGAGUUUAUAUACAGUUCAUCGCCGGAGUUCGCAGCCAGUAAAAUAAUCGUUAUAUAAUAAAGACUAUUUCCGUGAACUAUGUGACAUGGAAUUUUCUUUAGAAUAGAAAUAUGUUAAAUGAAGAUAUUCAGCAAUAUAAUUAAGAUAUGUCAAUAAUAGAUUAUUAAUGUGUUUUCAACAAUACAAUGAUAAAUAUUAUUUUAGAUUAAUUUAACAAUAAUUAUUCCACCAUAUUGACUAUUGUAUUAAGCAUGAGCGCGAUGAUUCUCGAAACUGUUAAUAAUCGAAUCAUAUAGCAAUGUCCGACAAACCACUAAAACAGGUUUGUUCGAAGAACGCGCCUAUAAAUACGGAUACUUCGCGUGUGGCCGAUUGACUCAUAUGUUUUAGUUUAAUUUCCAUUCUUCUUUUGGUUUUCUCUUUUGUAUUUAAAGGUUUAUGACCAGCAAUAUGUAAUAAUGUAAAAUAAGCCGCGAAAACUCCGCGUAACAUCCCUUACUGCGUGUGAUGCAGCUAAGAACUGCACAGAAAAAGACAUUCGCUAUCAUUGAUCUCAUUUAUCACGCCGUUUAUCUUUUUUAAAGAUAUUUCUUGUUAACUUAUAUAGCAAUCCUCGUAGUUUCCCAAAAUAUAACGACAACAACAAAACUUUUCAAAUUAUGCAAUCGUUUCGCGUUGCAACGCUUUAUACUUUUCAGGUUUUCAAAUCGUCAAAAGAUGCAUAUAAUGGAUAUUUUAGACCACGGUUAAUGUUCUGUUUUAUUAUUUCCUCAUAAAUACCAUAACUAAAACGAAAAUUUGCGAUUCUGAAACAAUUUUUUUUAAUUUUGUCAAUUUACCAAAACGUGAGAAGGCCCCUUUAAUACAAGUAAACGUUCUUGUAGAAUUGCUUCAUUGUCAUAGGAGUGGACAUGUAAUUUUGAGGGGCUCCUUUCAAACUUGAUGUAAUCUACUUGAGGUUUAAAACGUUUAAAUAAUCCAAUAAGGUUGCAUGUUGAAAGUUUACAUUAUAAUAGAAAAAAUCUCUGAUUAUAACUACACCUGUUUUCUCAAAAUGUGUAACCUUGUAGCUCUUUAUAAAUUUCACUUUUGUCUGAGAUUUAUUA
Molecule: messenger RNA, 4772 nt
Organism: Dreissena polymorpha
Lineage: Eukaryota; Metazoa; Mollusca; Bivalvia; Myida; Dreissenidae
Exons: 2
Coding region: 359-2350 (663 amino acids)
Biological process (GO): neuropeptide signaling pathway
Cellular component (GO): membrane
Molecular function (GO): neuropeptide receptor activity
Source: RefSeq, a predicted model, not a curated record